Molecule: messenger RNA, 2395 nt
Organism: Brienomyrus brachyistius
Lineage: Eukaryota; Metazoa; Chordata; Actinopteri; Osteoglossiformes; Mormyridae
Product: cytochrome P450 2K1-like
Exons: 8
Coding region: 724-2085 (453 amino acids)
Biological process (GO): xenobiotic metabolic process
Cellular component (GO): cytoplasm; intracellular membrane-bounded organelle
Molecular function (GO): iron ion binding; oxidoreductase activity, acting on paired donors, with incorporation or reduction of molecular oxygen, reduced flavin or flavoprotein as one donor, and incorporation of one atom of oxygen; heme binding
Source: RefSeq, a predicted model, not a curated record
CUUGUCUAUGGCAACAGCCUUGAAUAUGAUGCCUCAGAGUUCCAGAAGAUGGUCAGUCUGAUGAUGUUAUGUACGGUCAGCUGGUCACCUGCCAGUCACAUAUUUUUAAAUUGACCUUUUUAAUCAUAGUUCAGUUCUGUAGUGUGUGAGAUCUCCAGUAUACAGAUCUUUACAGAUCUUAUUUAUAAAUUUAUAAAGUUUUGGUUCUAUUCACGGAGAGGAGGGAAUCAGGUUUAUUGGAUAAGAUUCUUUCAGUUUAAAAAGGUAAAGAUUAGUUGAAGUCCAAAAAGAAGAUAACUUACAUGAAAAUAGGGACCCCCCCAAAAAUAAAAACAAAUUAAAACAACUGAUUUCCACACUAAACAGAGCAGGGGGUCCAGAAACAGUAACAGUAACUGGUAACAAUUCAUAGUAAUUCUUAUUGUGAUUAAAAUAAAAAAAAUGGAGAAUAAAUGAAAGCCACUGGCGUUUCAGGUACACAAUGUCUGCUUUUUGUACAGAGAGGGGGCGUGACAGGAUUUAAGUAACACAUCCUAUGCUGUCAUUGGCUGCUCCACUGGAGGGGCGUGGCUAGGAGUGGAAACGCUCUUGUACUGUAUAAACCACUGUUUGCUCUGUUUAGCGUUUUAGUCUCUUACUCCUCCUACUGGGAAGCCGGCCAUAAAGGGUGCGGCUUCCUCAUCCAAUAAAUAACUCAUAAGCGCUUUGGAGUACAGAGAAACUAUGGCUGUAGUACAGGAACUUUUCCAGAUUCCCAGUUUGGUCACCCUGCUUGUUUCUGUACUGGUGCUUUUGAUCCUGUAUCUGCUGAUCAACACACAAAACCGAGGCAAGGAGCCUCCAGGACCCAGACCUUUGCCUCUUCUGGGAAACCUACUGCAGCUGGAUCUCAAGACACUUCAUCUGAGCCUCUUCCAGCUAUCUCAGAAGUAUGGACCUGUGUACACCAUUCACUUUGGCCCAAAGAAAACUGUGGUGGUUGCAGGCUAUCAGGCAGUGAAAGAAGCUCUCAUCAACUUGGGUGAAGAAUUUGGGGACCGAGAAAUACCACCUGUAUUCAAAGAUUAUGCAAAAGGCCAUGGCUCACCAUUCGACAACACAGAAGAACUGAUGCAUACCACCUGCAACAUCAUUUCAUCCAUUAUUUACGGCGACAGGUUCGAUUAUGAAGACCCUCACUUCCAGGAAAUGGUCACACAGACUAAACGAAAUGUCCAGCUCAUGGCGUCACCUGGAGUCCUGAUUUAUGACAUGUUUCCUUGGCUGGGCUGGUGGCUUAAGGACAGGAAAGUUCUGAUGGAGGGUUUCAAAUUCACACUAACACAGAUAAAACAAAUGAUCGGAAAACUUCGGGAAACCCUGAACCUUGAGGAACGCAGAGGUUUCGUGGAUUCCUUUCUUAUCCACCAACAAAAGAUAAAGAAAUCCAGGGAGAAAGUGUCUGCCUACUACCAUGAUGAGAACCUCUUAAUGUCUGUGGCUAACCUGUUUGCAGCUGGAACUGACACCACUGCAAACACACUGCGCUGGGGACUGCUGCUGAUGGCCAAAUACCCCCAUGUCCAAGACCGUGUCCAGGAGGAGCUGGACAGGGUCAUUGGGGGACGGCAGACUCGAGUGGAGGACAGGAAGAACCUGCCGUAUACAGAUGCUGUGAUCCAUGAGAUACAGAGGGUGGCACAAGUUACUCCACUAGUGCGACACAGCACCAGCUGUGAUGUGGUGCUUCAGGGUUACAGUAUCAAGAAGGGAACUGCAGUUACUCUACUGUUGUCGUCGGUACUGAGUGAUGAGAGUGAAUGGGAGAGUCCCAAUACCUUCAACCCCGGCCACUUCCUGGAUGAUCAGGGUCUUUUCAAGAAGAGGGAUGCCUUCAUGCCCUUCUCUGCAGGGCGUCGGUUAUGCAUUGGAGAAAGUCUGGCCAGGAUGGAGAUCUUCCUCUUCUUCACCACGCUUCUGCAGAGGUUCCAUUUCACUCCGCCGCCCGGAGUGUCUGUAUCGGAUCUGGACCUGACUCCCGUGUUUGGGUUUACAGUCUCUCCCACCCCCCACACACUGUGCGCUCAACCUCGGGUCAGAAGCUAAUGAAGCAACAGCGGUUUGCAAGGAAAUAUUAUAUUGUAAUGGUAGGUAAUCACUCAUCAUUACUUGAGUUAUUACAUGUGAUAAAGUGUAAUACUUACUUAAAAGAGAAGGAAAGAAGAACAAUAGGAUAACUAGAGAAUGACUCAUUGUCACGUCUGCUACAGGAUCAAUUUUAGGAGUUUUCCUUCCAUCAAGGAAAGGGCUGAUUGGCAGAAAACCUUUUGCUAUGAACUGCUUGGAAUGUGACAUUUUCCUUGUAUCAGUGUACCUUGCUAUAGAUCUUGUUAAUAAAGUUGUAUAUUGAGCACCA